AUAGAUACUCCCACCAGUUCAACUGGUAUAGGUUACUUAUGUAAUCUCAUCUCUUUAACUGCACAGUGAUAGUACAAGGACACAGUGUAUACCAUAUUAACUGCUUUUUGAAGUUUUAGAUACUGAACUUGUAGAAGAACUGGUUUUCUCUUUUAGUAUUAUUUAUUCAUUUUUGGAGCAUGACAUAUGACAUAUGUGAGUGAAACAAAAAUAAUAAUGACCAAACAGAAAAGGUAUGUCCAGGCACUGUACCACAAGGUUUCAUAAGCAUUUUUAAGUAAGAGUUGCAGAGAUGAGGGGAGGAGGUCCAGGUGGCCGCCAAGGUAUGCAUUAUGAUCCUCGCACCUAUGGCAUGCAAGGACAGUCACAGAACAGGAACAAUAGUCAGGGUUCAACAUGGCGAAAUACUUGGAAAAAGAUGCGCAUUCUCCUGCCCUUCAUGUGGCCCAAGAAGAGUCACCUCCUGCAGUUGGCCGUCUUCUUUUGCUUUGUGCUGCUGCUGGCUGGGAGAGUGGCCAAUGUCUUUGUGCCAAUCCUAAACAAAAUAAUAAUUGAUGCUCUUGGAGGCAGUGGUGGGAUCCCAUAUUUCUGCUGGGAAUAUGUCCUCAUCUAUGUCGCCCUAAAGUUUCUUCAGGGAGGUGGCACAGGAGGUAUGGGCCUGCUGAAUAACCUCCGCUCACUUCUAUGGAUAUCUGUCCAGCAGUACACUAGCAGGGAAGUUCAGAUUCAACUGUUUUCACAUCUACACAAUCUGUCCCUGAGGUGGCAUUUGAGUCGUAAAACUGGGGAAGUUUUACGGGUUAUGGACCGUGGCACAAAUUCCAUCAAUACCCUUCUGCAGUAUAUUAUAUUUAACAUUCUGCCUACAGUAAUUGACAUCGUUGUUGCUGUCAUAUACUUCACAGCAGCAUUCAAUUACUGGUUUGGUAUUAUUGUGUUUGUCACCAUGGCAACUUAUUUAGUUAUCACGAUCAUUAUGACUGAAUGGAGGACAAAGUACAGACGUAACAUGAAUUUAGCAGAUAAUGAGCAAAGAGCUCGAGGUGUAGACUCUCUUCUCAACUUUGAAACUGUGAAAUAUUAUGGUGCUGAAGACUAUGAAGUAAACAGGUAUAAGGAAGCUGUACUGAGUUACCAGGUUGAGGAGUGGAAGAGUAAUGCUUCUCUGUGCUUCCUGAACACAAUUCAGAAUUUUGUAAUUAAUGGAGGCCUCUUGGCUGGAUCUAUGCUGUGUGCCUGGAUGGUGGCAAAGGACAAAGGCCUGACUGUUGGAGACUACGUUCUCUUUUCAUCCUACAUCAUGCAGCUGUAUACACCUCUUAACUGGUUCGGAACCUAUUAUCGUAUGAUUCAGCAAAAUUUUGUGGAUAUGGAGAAUAUGUUCGACUUGCUAGAAGAAAAGCAAGAGAUUUUGGACAAACCGGAUGCAGACAUCAUGGUAUUACCACAAGGCAGAAUUGAAUUCAAGGAUGUUUCAUUCCAUUAUAGUCCUGACAGACCUAUUUUGAAAAGUAUCUCUUUCCUUGUGGAGCCCGGAAAAACAGUUGCUAUUGUUGGACCAACAGGCAGCGGUAAGAGCACAAUCAUUCGACUUUUGUUCCGGUUUUAUGAUGUCACAGGUGGAUUUAUAACCAUUGAUGGAAAAAAUGUAAAGGACUAUACACAAAAAUCUGUGCGGCAGGCAAUUGGAGUUGUACCUCAAGACACUGUACUGUUCAAUGAUACUAUUUUCUAUAACAUCCAUUAUGGCAAAGUAACUGCAACAGACACUGAAGUGAAAGAAGCAGCCAAAAAUGCUGACAUACAUGACAAGAUUCUCACUUUUCCUGAUAAGUUUGACACAAAGGUAGGAGAGAGAGGCCUCAAGCUUAGUGGAGGUGAAAAGCAGCGUGUGGCUAUAGCAAGGACCUUGUUGAAGAACCCAGCUUUCAUUUUGCUGGAUGAAGCUACAAGUGCACUUGAUACACAAACAGAAAGGAAUAUCCAGGCUGCAAUACAAAAAGUUUGUACUGACCGAACAGUGAUUAUUGUUGCCCAUCGCCUGUCCACCAUAAUUCAUGCGAACACAAUUCUAGUUCUGCAAGAUGGGGAGAUUGUAGAACGAGGAAGCCAUGAUGAUCUGAUAAAUAGAAGUGGAGUGUAUAGCAACAUGUGGCAGCAGCAGUUAGAGGCCAACAAUAACACUGAUGGCAAUGGAAACACCAGUGUAGAGGCAGAAGGUGAGGAACAGCCUCAGCCACAGAGUCCAGAGAAGAGUGACCAGCAGAAAACCAAGUUAUAACAACACUGAUGUUGUGAUAGUAUAUUUCUGUGUUGUGCCAGUAGGUAGGAAUUAUGUUAUUGAUGUAUAUUUAUUUCAUAUAGUAAAUUAUAACUCAUUGUAUAUUUCUUCAAACUGCAAUGUAGUUCCUUGAUAUUAUGUACAGUUUUGUUAUAGAUACAGUGGUAAUGAUGAAAAAUUUUAUAGUGACUUUUAAUUAUUCUUCAAAUUGUAUCCUGAAAUUAGCAAAGGAGUUACUUAUAACAUGGCAUUAUUAUAAUCUAAAUGGUUUUAUGAUACAUAGAGUAUAGGCUAUGCAUUUAUAAUAUAGCCAUAGAAAAUCAAGAAACAGUUAGUACAGAAUGUUUCAGCUAUUUCAGAAUUGUAUAUUGGUGAGCAUUUAGAUUUAUUUUAUGGACAAUUCAAGAGUCUUGAAUUCUUAUGUAUAUAAAAUUGUCUGGGAGAUAAAAAUAAAAAUCCUCUAUUUUA
Messenger RNA from Penaeus monodon (black tiger shrimp), 2749 nucleotides. It is a transcript of the gene Hmt-1, whose product is annotated as ATP-binding cassette sub-family B member 6, mitochondrial-like. The record is from RefSeq and is a predicted model, not a curated record. Gene Ontology annotation, biological process: transmembrane transport; heme transport. Lineage: Eukaryota; Metazoa; Arthropoda; Malacostraca; Decapoda; Penaeidae. The transcript has 14 exons. Gene Ontology annotation, molecular function: ABC-type heme transporter activity; ATP binding; heme binding. Gene Ontology annotation, cellular component: membrane. Bases 293 to 2281 code for a protein of 662 amino acids.